ACGUGGUAGUCAAUCUUCUGAUUAAGGGAAGAAGUUUCAAGGUCGUGAUGUGAGCUUUUGCUUAAUUGGGUUCUCGUGGGGGAGUUUUCUCGACUGGGUUUCAGUCUUUUUGGUGUUUAUUAUUCUUUAAUCUUUAAAAGGGUUUUUGGUUUUCUUCCUUUGGUUCUCUUCUCUGCAUCGAUCAGUGGAGCUGAAUUUUCAACUGGGUAUUGGAUAGUUUGAUGUUGUAACUGGUUUUUCGUUCUGAGAUCGUGUCAGCUCAUGCUCUCUUUUGAUCGGCAUAGAUCGGGAAACCUUCAAAUUAGCUGUUAUAUAUCUUCUCAUUGAAACCAUUCUAUUUUGUGUUCACAGUUUCUUGUUCUUCGCUUCCUGAGAUGGAUGAUGAAAAUAAUCAUAAGAGCUGGAAUCGGAUUCGGAACCAACGCGUAUUGCUCCAAGAGCAAGAAGAAUCAUCAGGGCCAGGCUCAUCAUCAAUGGAGAAAUCGGGUUUUGAGGAUUCUGAAGAACUAACCAAGAAAUCCGGCCUACGGAUCAAGCUAAAAGUUGGAACCAGCAACCAAUACAGCGGAGAGGAAAGCGACCACGAUCAGAGCUCAGUAAAGGAAAAGCGAGUUUGUAAGGUCUGCAACAAAUCUUUCAGCUCGGGACGAGCUUUGGGAGGUCAUAUGAGAGUUCAUGCUCAGGAGCAGGACGGUGGUUUUGGUGUUGGUCCUGUCACAAAGAACCUCCACAACUCCAAGCAGCUCAAGGAUCAUCAGCUCCUCCAUCGAUCAAACGUCAACUCUAACAGUACAACCUGUUUGCUUUGUGGGAAGAGCUUCCCCUCCAUGAAAUCCUUGUUUGGUCACAUGAGAUGCCACCCUGACAGAGAAUGGAGAGGAAUUCGUCCUCCCCCAUCAGCGACAAUCAAGAACAGCUCGUCGUCGACGGUGUCCGAUGCCGUGGCUCCUCCAAAGGUGGACGAUCAGAUAGAUUCUGCUGCUACUACUACCAUCACAACUACUGAAACCGAAUAUUUAACUCUUGAUCUUGCACAGUCUCUUCGGAGCUGGUCCCUGACUGCAAAGAGAGGCCGGAAAAGUCUGGUUCAGACUAGAAGCAUCGAUCCUCCCCUAUCCGAUGCUGCUUAUGAUCUCUUAGCCCUAUCCAACAAGCAAAGCGGCCAUGGAAUAAUCGAGGCUCUAGAUAGAGAUUCUUCGUCAAAGAAGAAGGUCAAGACAGAAGAUGGGAACCGUGUUACUAAAAAUUUGAGUUUAAAGACCUUAAAGCAGCAAAUUAAAGAAGAACCGCAGCUGGAAGAGAGAGAUUUGUUAUCUAAGAAGCUGAAACUUAAUGAAAGAGGACUACCCAUGCGCAGAAAGGACGAGCCCGAGAAUGGUGUUGGUCCUGACUCGUUGAGCGUGAACUCCAGUUGGGAAUAUAGAGAUGGGUUUGGGGAAGAAUCAAACGACAACUGUGAGGAUGAAGAGGAGGAGGAGGAGAAACACCAGUUCACUCACAUAUCAGGAGCCCACAGGCAUAAGCAUAAGAAGAAGAAGAUGAAGACAAUAAAGCUUAAGGACUUGGAAACUGUUCAGAGUGUCAGUCCGAUGCCAGUGGUAUAUUGUGGCAGCAGGUACAAGUGCACCACCUGCAAUAAAUCCUUCUCUACUCACCAAGCUCUGGGUGGCCACAGAUCAAGCCACAACAAAGGCAACAAGUUUCUGCUCGUUGCAGACACCGAAGACUACUCUGAAUUUGCAGCAGAUGCCUCGGCGGCCGAGGAAGAGCAGCAAUUACUUGGGGCUGCCUUGAGUCAGACUCAAGUCGACAGCUCACCACCACCAACACCACCUGAGAUGACUGAGGUGGAGGAGUCAAGGUCGACGGUGAUAACCAUGCAUCAGUGUAAGAUAUGCAACAAGAAGUUUGCAACAGGUCAGGCUCUUGGAGGGCAUAAAAGGUGCCACUGGAUAAGCCCAGCCGUUGCAGCUCCUUGCAGCAGCAGCUCGGUGGCAUCACCGGAACAAGACAAUAAGAAGAUGGGUCGUAAGAUGUUCGACUUUGACCUCAAUGAGCUGCCAGUGGUUGAGGAUGAAGAGAUUCCCGAGUCGGUCUAUGAUGGAAAUUUUCUAAAUGAUCACUCGUGUGAUUGGGGAAAGAGAUGAACUUAAUUUGUCACAUACUUGCUUUCUAUUUAGAUAUAUAAAUAGUCUAUUCUAAAAUA
Nelumbo nucifera (sacred lotus) is the source of this 2206-nucleotide messenger RNA. Lineage: Eukaryota; Viridiplantae; Streptophyta; Magnoliopsida; Proteales; Nelumbonaceae. The record is from RefSeq and is a predicted model, not a curated record.